GCAUUUCAUAGUAAUACAUUGAAUGGAGGGCGAUGUCAGUCAGCUUGAUAGCCGUAGACAGACAGACAGACAGACACAGUCGGUCAGUCAGUCAGUCACCGCCCGCCAACUAAAUGCAAUCAAUGCAGCCAGUCAUCUCUGUCCGUCGACAUGCACGUCUACGGCCACGCGUUGUCGUAUUGGUUGGCAUCUUCCUCCGCCACCCUACCUAGAGAAACGCGUCAGCCCCUUUACCGACUCCCUUGUGUUGUCUGCUAUACCAGGCGUAUGUACUCCCUUGUGUUGUCUGGCACCGUUGGCUCAUUCCGCUUCCACUUUGCGGCCAGACUCCCCCCACCGCAAGGGACCCGGCAGGUCUUCCUGCGAGCAACCCGGGAUGGGAGGAGGGGGACAGACAACGCGAAAGCAGAAGGAACCAAGCAUGUGACUCAUCCCCUCACUCAAUCGACGGUCGCCGGCACAGAAAAGCCACCCAACCCACAGCCUGCCUGCCCCCCGCUAACCUCUUCACACACAUACAAACGCAGCGUACCGACCCCUUAGCUUAAACCUCAACCCAUCCUUCCCUUCCCCCCACUCUACGUAUAUGUGGAUGCUCAUACGCUGGGUGUCCUCCGUGUGAACAUCUCCACCCCCCGCCCGUCAGCUCCGCUCCCAUGCUCGGCGCGAUACUCCCUGAAGAGGACAUAGCCGUAGACAAGGGCGCCGACGAUAGAGAGGGCGAAGACCACCCAGAAGAGCGUGUGCGUGCGGUCGAUGAGGUACGCGAACAGCCACACCAACGCCACGAUGCCCAGCACUAUCAGAGUCCGCUUCCAAUUCUGACACACACACACACACACACCAAGAAGAGACUGUGGUUGCGAGUUCCUGCAUGCCUCCUCUCUGUGCCGCAUCACCACGGCUCCCUCACCUGCCAGAGCAUGUGCCUCUCGAGUUGCCGGCUGCGUGAGCUGAACUCGGUGGAUGUCUGGGUGAGAUCGUCGCUCUUCUCGAGCAGCUGCUCCACCGCCUCGCCACGCUCCGUCAUCUUGACGAUGUUCUGGCGCAUCACGUCCACCGUGGCAUCUGCAUAACUCACCCCAUGCACCACAUGACAUGGACAAACAGGGAUGGCCGCCUGCGUCUGGUGUUUCGUUCGUUUGAUCCUCUCCCUGCCUACCUAUUUGGCGCUGCACCGUGCCCAUGGCCGACUCGCCGGCCUGCGGGGGAGGCGCUGUGGGCGGCGACGUCAUCUCGGUCACAGAUCGAUGCUGCAGGUUCAAUCAAUGGAUGCAGCGGCUCGUAUUAAUUGCGACACAGACUCAAGAUCGAGUGCUACGGUUGGUUUCCCUUCCCCUGCGUUCCCUUCCCUUCUUCCAUCUCUG
Vitrella brassicaformis is the source of this 1367-nucleotide messenger RNA. The record is from the annotation of a GenBank genome assembly. NCBI's taxonomy places the organism in Eukaryota, Vitrellaceae.